Messenger RNA from Sparassis crispa, 1062 nucleotides. Its product is annotated as NADH-cytochrome b5 reductase 1. The coding region runs from base 1 to 1062 and encodes 353 amino acids. The transcript has 7 exons. The record is from RefSeq and is a predicted model, not a curated record. Lineage: Eukaryota; Fungi; Basidiomycota; Agaricomycetes; Polyporales; Sparassidaceae. Gene Ontology annotation, molecular function: oxidoreductase activity.
AUGCCUAACCGGCUGCAGGUCGCAUUCAUAGCAUCGUUCCUCAUCACUUUUUUCUCUCUCGUCGCUGUGUCUCGCUUCAUCAAUUCGAAACUCAAGGCAGCCGGUUACAACAUCUCCGACUUGAUCCUCAUCGGUCUUCCCAAAAACCGUACAGAACAGGGCGCUAACGACGGGUACAUCCCUCCCCACACGACGCCAGGAAUGUCUGCCCCCGACUUCGCAAAUAGUUCCUAUGUCCAAUUGCUAGCCCUCGCAUUAACCGUGUUCACCAGUAUCUUCGUCUUUCUGAAGUUCGGGAACUCCAAGAGGAAGCCUGCGUUGGAUCCGCAGGUAUGGAAGGAGUUUCCUCUGAAGCAGAAAAUAAUCGUCUCGCCGAACACGGCACUCUACCGCUUUGCGCUACCAAAUCCCGAGGACAUCCUUGGGCUCCCGAUUGGCCAGCACAUUUCCGUUUCCGCUGAGAUCAAUGGGAAGGAUAUCAUGCGGAGCUACACGCCCACCAGCAGCGACGACAACCUUGGACACUUCGAUCUCCUCAUCAAGUCUUAUGAGAAGGGCAACAUUUCCCGCUACGUCUCGCUGCUCAAGAUCGGCGACAGCAUUCGCGUCAAGGGUCCCAAGGGUCAAUUCAGAUACUCGCCCGCGCUCUCGAGGGAAAUUGGCAUGAUCGCUGGUGGCACUGGUAUCACGCCCAUGCUUCAAAUCAUCCGCGCUGCUCUUAAGAACGCGCGGGAUCGCACGAAGCUCAGCCUGAUCUACGCCAACGUCAACCCUGAAGACAUUUUGCUCAAGAGGGAGCUCGACGAGCUUGCUGCAGCGCACGCUCACCGUUUCAGAGUGUACUUUGUUCUCAACAACCCUCCUGUUGACUGGACUGGCGGGGUUGGCUUUGUGAGCAAGGAGCAGAUUGAGAAGCAUUUGCCCCCAUCAAACCAUGACAUUAAGGUUCUGAUGUGUGGACCUCCUCCCAUGAUGUCUGCCAUGAAAAAACAUUUGGCUGAGCUCAACUACCCUACUCCGCGGACCGUCAGUAAGCUCGAUGACCAGGUUUUCCUGUUCUAA